AUGUUACACCAGAGCUUUGGCCCAGUAACUCCCAGCAAAAGGAAAGGGGCUCGUUCCAAAGGAAGAGCAAAGAGCAAGAGAUCCCAUUCUCAAAGCAGCUCCAAGGAAGAAGCAUCACCCAGCCCCAAGAAGCUCAGCCGCUUGCAGGAGGAGCACAGUACUGCGGCCACAAGAGCCUCUCGCCCACAGACCAAGGAAUCUCAGACCCCUCCGGAUCCUGACGGAGCUCAUCGGAAUGGAGGACGGCACAAAGCCACAAAAGCACAAAGCCACAAAAAGGCCACUCAGCAGAAAGAGGAGCACAAAGAGGAAGAGGAUGAAAGAGAUGCUUGCAGCACUCCAGAGAAGGACUUGGAAGGCGAGGAGACAAUCACCCUGGAACCGGUACAUUUUCUACAAUGUCACAGUAAGGCCAACAACAGGGAUGACUUCAAGACUCAAUUAUGGGCCUGUGUUUUUGAGCCACCACUAGAUUGUGGGACGAGAAAAGACCCUGUGGUGAGCUCUUCUCGGACAGCAGCUACCUGUGGCGGAGAUUCUGUUUGUUUGGUUGACUGUGAAACAGGCAUUGUUUUGAAAAAGUACAAAGUGACUGGGGAGGAGUUUUACACUGUCACAUGGACAACUCUAACAAUGGUAACAAGUGACGGGAGAAAGAAGAAACACAACGUUUUGGCUGCUGCUGGGAGAAGAGGCAUCGUAAAGCUAAUUCAUGUGACUGCCGAUUACUGUUACGGAGAAAUCAAGGCUCACAAGAAACCCAUUGCUACUGCUUGCUUUAGUCCAACCUGUGAAACACACCUUUUCACUGCCUCCUAUGACAAAAAAAUAUGCGCCUGGGACAUUGGAAUUCCAGACUGUGACUAUAAUUUCCAAGAAAGGCAGCUGAUGGUACUGGACACCAUUUCCACACCUUUACGUAUUGCCCUAGUACCCUCUUGCCCAGAUCGGUUCUUGGUGGCUGGUUGCGAACAGGGCUGCUUCGCCUGGGAUAUUAGACUGGAUGAUAAACCGCAGAAAAACAGAGCUUUUGAAGUUGAAUUUCAAUUUCCAGAUGAUGAAGGGAAUGACACGUCUUCUCAUCGGGUGGAUGGCCUAGCCUUUCUGAAUGAAGACAUUGUGGUUACCAAGAGUUCAAAGAGAGAAUCUAUAAACCUCUGGAGCUGGAGUCGCUCUUUCAAACAAGGCAAAAGUGGGCGGAGGACAGUACAGGCUGUCAUUCUGGCUGAACUGGAAUGGUCUUCAACAGAUCUUCCUUACCUCACUCUCAGUACAUGCCCAACAGAAGAAUAUGUGUUCUGUGGUGAUGAGAAAGGAAGCAUCUGGAUGUAUGACCUCAGCAACCAUUUGUCAGCUCUUUGUGCCACUAAGGAAGAUUGCCCAACCGAGAGAAUAGGGCCUUCCCAGAUUCUAAAGUGGCCGGAAUUGAAGGCAAAUGGUGAGUUGCUGACAGAUGUCUUGGUGAACAACGUGGUCACAGAUCCCACUUUUACAUAUCUAGUCGCACUGACAGAUGUCAACAUUGCCGCAAUAUGGAAGAAAGUCUAGCUGGGUUGGCAACCCAGAAGGAGCAAUCCCAUUUUUUCAACCACAUUUCAGUAGUGCAGUAUUUGUGACUGUUCUGAGAAUAAUCAGGGUGGGUUGGGGAUAGGGAUGGGAGUUGGUGGGAUGAAAUUCAUAUAUAUAGAUAUAUAUAUAUAUAUCUCAAUGCAAGAAAAUCAACCAAAGGUAUUGGCUGGAACUACAUGAAGUUGUUGCCAAUGCCGACAUCUUUUAACUGUGACUUUGCUUUAUUUGUGUCUUAAGUGUAUUUGUUUUAUAGGACAGUAUUUAAUAAAACUUGAUACAACAUAA
This is a messenger RNA of Thamnophis sirtalis, 1854 nucleotides long. The record is from RefSeq and is a predicted model, not a curated record. Lineage: Eukaryota; Metazoa; Chordata; Lepidosauria; Squamata; Natricidae.